This is a messenger RNA of Phlebotomus argentipes, 2521 nucleotides long. It is a transcript of the gene CARPB, whose product is annotated as carbonic anhydrase-related protein 10. The transcript has 10 exons. Gene Ontology annotation, molecular function: carbonate dehydratase activity; zinc ion binding. The coding region runs from base 716 to 1699 and encodes 327 amino acids. The record is from RefSeq and is a predicted model, not a curated record. Lineage: Eukaryota; Metazoa; Arthropoda; Insecta; Diptera; Psychodidae.
UCCGACCUGUGAGGACGUCGCGCGCGACCGGAACAAUUUCACACGCGCCGCCGAGAAUCGCGGCCGCUUUGCAGCAUCAUCGAAGAUUUAACAUUGACGGCUUGCGGGUGUUUGCUGUCUCAGGGCCUGAAGAGAAGAAGAAGAGAAGAUUGGGAGCCAUUUCGGUGGGGAGGACUUGGGCAUAAACAACAAAAGUGUCACGCGAAUUGAUUUAUAAUGGGCAGAGCUGGCAAUGAUUCACUCAACAGCGCGGCGGAAGGCAUCCAGCGUAUCGGCCGUUUGGCGGGAGUCUUGUGUGAAUUCUUGUCGUAAUUGAAAAAUAUUUCCUUGCCAAAUUCCAUGGACUACUUCCCCACGUCCGGCGCUUUUCCCGUGAUACAAGAGGUGUUAAAAGUGUAAUUCUUUGAGUUUUCAUCCCUGUCUCAGCAGCGAGUUUUUUGCGGCUCUCCCACCAAGUGUCGGACAGAGGAAAACAAGUGUUGAGAAAGUAAACAAAUUGUGGUGGAAAUAUUGAUAGUGAGGAACAUGAGUUAAGAGUUGGGGUAAAAGUUUUCUAGUAUGAUUCACACGAGACGAUUAUGAGGUUGAAGGUUGGAAGAAUUGCACCAGACUGAGAGAUAUCCUGUAAGAUGAGAACGUGAAUUUCUUGGAACAAUUGCUGAGGUGAAUCCACACCGAACAUCAACAUCCUGUGACUCGUGCAUGACAAGGAAGAAUGGAAGUUUUCAACUUUCUUCUCGCAGCAAUUACCUAUCAGCUGAUUGUCUAUCAAGGUAGCUUCGUUGGAGGUGUUUCGUGGGAGAGUUGGUGGACACAUGAUGGAAUUUCAGGUCCCGCCUUUUGGGGUCUGAUCAACCCAGAGUGGUCGUUAUGCAAUAAGGGCAGGAGACAAUCACCAGUUAAUUUAGAGCCACAGCGUCUGCUAUUCGACCCAAAUCUAAGGCCUUUACAUAUCGAUAAGCAUAGGAUAAGCGGCACAAUUGCAAACACGGGACACAGUGUCAUAUUCACGGUGAACAAUGAAACGGCAACGGCCUACGAGGGACCCCAGAUCCCCGUCAACUUCAGCGGCGGCCCGCUCUCGUACUUGUAUCGAUUCAAUGAGAUUCACAUCCACUAUGGCCUUCACGAUCAGUUCGGGUCGGAACACAGCGUCGAGGGCUAUGCAUUCCCCGCAGAAAUACAAAUAUUUGGCUACAAUUCACAGUUGUACUCAAACAUAUCGGAAGCCUUAAAUCGUGCUCAGGGUGUUGUCGGCAUUGCAAUUUUGCUUCAGUUGGGCGACUUGUCCAAUGCCGAGCUGAGAAUGCUCACGGAUCAGCUGGAGAAAAUCCGCUUUGGGGGCGACGUAGCGCCCGUCCGGAGGCUUUCAGUCCGCGGACUUCUGCCCGAGACGGACCACUACAUGACUUAUGAAGGCUCCACCACGUCGCCCGCGUGCCACGAAACGGUGACCUGGAUCGUCCUUAACAAGCCAAUUUACAUCACAAAGCAACAGCUGCACGCCCUUCGACGCCUCAUGCAGGGUGGUCCUGAUCACCCGAAAGCUCCGCUGGGGAACAACUUUCGACCCCCGCAGCCGCUCCUCCACAGGCCUGUUCGUACAAACAUUGAUUUUCGCAGCAAACAAAAUGGCAAGGCAUGCCCCAGCAUGUACCGGGAUGUUCACUAUAAAGCAAACAGUUGGAAGCAACACUGAAGUUGUGUACUUCUCAUCCUCAUCAUCGUCACGGUGAAAAUCCCUAAAUGGUACCGGAGAGGACACAUUCUCGAGUGUUUGUUGUGCACCAAGAGAGCGACAAGAGGAGCGAGACAUGAAAGCCAAAUAAGAAUUCUUCAACUUUGGAGAAUUUCCUUCCUUGUUCUGCGUUUUUUUUUCACUCCCGCCCCAACAAGUUGCCCAGAGAGUGAAAGACAUGAAAGUUACGGCGAAGCAGACGACGAGAGAGCAAAAAAGGUCAAAAGGCCACCAAAUGUUGAGUGAUUUUGCAAUUUAAUUGAUGAGAAAAUCUCCUCUGCCGGAAAGGUAUGAAAAUUUCCAUCGAUUUUCCUCUUUAAGAGGGCCACGCGGAAAGAAAAAAAAAAUGUGAGGAGCUCCGGAGAAGAAGCGGAGAAAGCUGGAAAUUGGGUGGGAACGAGAAUGGAGUUCUAUUGUAAAUAUUAGUGUAAUAAAGCAAAGUAUGGUUAAGGAAACAAACUCUCUCCGGCUGAAGAAUUCUCAGAGAAGAUUUAUCGAGUAAAAUUUUGUAGUUCCAAACAGCUACACUCUAGAUAAUUAAGUAGUGAAUUAAGGGCGGACGCAGUGGAUCGAUGACAAGAGUCCCCUUGAAUUGGCCAAAGUCGCUUGAAUUUCUUUCUUUUUUUUUUUAGGUGAAUAAAUCCCAUUUCCAGAACACCUCGACGAUCCACACUGUGAAUUGGGAGUAAAUAGUAAUAAUAAUAUGGAUGAAAAAAAAUCGAAACGAGGGAGUUUUGAUGGAAGAUGUUAGCAAAGGAAAUGAAAUCAAACAAUAAAGAAAAA